This is a messenger RNA of Cavia porcellus (domestic guinea pig), 1836 nucleotides long. It is a transcript of the gene Aldh1a2, whose product is annotated as aldehyde dehydrogenase 1 family member A2. Gene Ontology annotation, molecular function: aldehyde dehydrogenase (NAD+) activity. The transcript has 14 exons. The coding region runs from base 41 to 1597 and encodes 518 amino acids. The record is from RefSeq and is a predicted model, not a curated record. NCBI's taxonomy places the organism in Eukaryota, Metazoa, Chordata, Mammalia, Rodentia, Caviidae.
AUAUAGAGCGGCCGCCCGCGCCCGCGCCCGCCGCCGCGCCAUGACCUCCAGCGACAUCGCCGCGCCCGGCGCGCGCGCCGCAGACCCCGCGGCGCUGGUGGCGGCGCUGCACCUCCUGCCGGCGCCCACACCCAACCUGGAGCUCAAGUACACCAAGAUCUUCAUUAACAAUGAGUGGCAGAACUCGGAGAGUGGGCGAGUGUUCCCAGUCUAUAACCCAGCUACGGGCGAACAAGUGUGUGAAGUCCAAGAAGCAGACAAGGCAGACAUAGACAAAGCCGUGCGGGCAGCACGCCUGGCCUUCUCACUGGGCUCGACAUGGAGGAGGAUGGAUGCGUCAGAGAGAGGACGUCUGCUGGACAAGUUGGCUGACUUGGUGGAGCGAGACCGAGCGAUUCUUGCAACCAUGGAGUCCCUAAAUGGUGGCAAACCAUUCCUCCAAGCUUUUUACGUGGAUUUGCAGGGUGUCAUCAAAACCCUUCGGUAUUACGCAGGCUGGGCUGACAAAAUUCACGGAAUGACCAUUCCUGUAGAUGGAGACUACUUCACCUUCACAAGGCACGAGCCCAUCGGGGUGUGCGGACAGAUCAUCCCGUGGAACUUCCCGCUGCUGAUGUUUGCCUGGAAGAUCGCGCCUGCGCUGUGCUGUGGCAACACGGUGGUGAUCAAGCCAGCGGAGCAGACGCCCCUGAGCGCGCUCUACAUGGGAGCCCUCAUCAAGGAGGCUGGCUUUCCACCCGGAGUCAUCAACAUCCUUCCAGGAUACGGGCCCACGGCCGGUGCUGCGAUCGCUGCUCACGCUGGCAUAGACAAGAUCGCGUUCACAGGCUCCACGGAGGUUGGGAAGCUUAUCCAAGAGGCUGCUGGAAGAAGUAACUUGAAGAGAGUAACCCUGGAACUUGGAGGAAAAAGUCCCAAUAUUAUUUUUGCAGACGCAGACUUGGACCAUGCCGUGGAGCAGGCGCACCAGGGCGUGUUCUUCAACCAAGGCCAGUGCUGCACGGCGGGCUCCCGCAUCUUCGUGGAGGAGUCCAUCUACGAGGAGUUUGUGCGGAGGAGCGUGGAGCGGGCCAAGAGGCGUGUCGUGGGGAGCCCAUUUGACCCCACCACCGAGCAGGGCCCGCAGAUCGAUAAGAAACAGUACAACCGGAUCCUGGAGCUCAUUCAGAGUGGCGUGGCUGAAGGUGCCAAGCUGGAGUGUGGGGGCAAAGGGCUGGGCCGGAAGGGGUUUUUCAUCGAACCCACCGUGUUUUCCAACGUCACGGAUGACAUGAGGAUCGCCAAGGAGGAGAUCUUUGGACCUGUUCAGGAGAUCCUGAGGUUUAAGACUAUGGAUGAAGUUAUCCAAAGAGCCAACAGCUCGGACUUCGGACUGGUGGCCGCUGUCUUUACGAAUGACAUCAACAAGGCACUCACAGUGUCUUCUGCCAUGCAGGCCGGGACUGUAUGGAUCAAUUGUUACAAUGCCUUAAAUGCCCAGAGCCCCUUUGGGGGGUUCAAGAUGUCUGGAAAUGGGAGAGAAAUGGGAGAGCUGGGCUUGCGAGAGUACUCAGAAGUCAAGACCGUCACUGUCAAGAUCCCGCAGAAGAACUCCUAAGGGACCCGGAGGAGAGAAGACAACAGUUCGAGCUGCAAGCUGAUGCCCGGACAGAAGCCGGCUCUCCGUGUCCUUCUGUCGAAUGCCCUGCGCUCCCCCCACAGUGCAUCCAGCUGAACACACCCGUUCACCUGCUAGUUACCUUCCAACUGAGACAUCGAAUGUGAAGAUGGAGGUUUAUUUCUUUUCACUGACUUAAGAGGAAACCGGUGCUAGCAAUAAAGCAUUUAUAUUGUGUA